AUGACUUGGUUCAAUGAUGGAGAUAAAAAUACUAAACUCUUUCAUGCUCAUGUGACUUGGUUCAAUGAUGGAGAUAAAAAUACUAAACUCUUUCAUGCUCAUGUGAAUGGAAAGAGGAAGAGACUGCAGCUAAAGAGAAUUCAGAAUAAUGCUGGACAAUGGGUGGAAGAUACAGAAAGAAUUGCAGAUGAAGCAGUUAGAUUUUUUCAAGCACAGUUUCAUGAAGAUGUAGUUGCUACAGAAUUUCAGAUCAUUAAUCAUGUCCCUCAAAUGGUUAAUGGGGAGAAGAACCAGGAACUAUUGAAACAACCUACUAGGGAGGAGGUCAAACAGGCAGUAUAUGGAUUAAAUGGAGACAAUUGUGGUGGUCCAGAUGGUUUUAAUGGUAGUUUUUUUCAUUCAUGUUGGGACAUUGUUGGGGAUGAUAUGGUGGAGAUGGUGAAGGCUUUUUUCAAUGGGCAGGAGCUACCUAGGUUUAUCACUCAUACAAACCUAGUCUUAUUGCCAAAGAAGAAGGAGGUACUCAAUUUUUCUGAUAUGAGACCAAUUAGCUUAAGUAAUUUCAUCAACAAGGUAUUUUCUAGAGUGAUUCAUGAAAGGCUAGUUGGUCUACUUCCUACACUAAUUUCUGAUGAGCAAGCUGGAUUUGUGAAGGGCAGAAGCAUAGUGGAAAAUAUAUUGUUGACACAGGAAAUCAUAACUGAUAUUAGACUGAGAACUAAAGCAGGUCCUAAUGUGCCACAUGGUUUUUUCAAAUCUACUAGAGGGGUUAAGCAAGGUGAUCCAUUAUCUCCUACGCUUUUCAUUCUGGCAGCUGAGGCAAUGUCAAGAGGGCUGAAUUCUCUUCAUUAUAAUCUAUAUUUUUGUGGAUUUGGGUUUCCAAAAUGGAGUCCUAAGAUCAAACACUUGGCUUAUGCUGAUGACACCAUAAUAUUCUCCUCCUCAGAUGCAACUUCGUUGCAGCUCAUUAUGCAAGUUUUGACAGCAUAUGAAGCAGCUUCAGGAAAACUGAUCAACAAAGCAAAAUCAGCUAUUUAUAUGCAUCAUCUAAUUGAUGAAGACGUAGUGAGAAAGUUAGAAAGAGUUACUGGCAUUGGAAGGCAAGAUUUCCCAUUUACAUAUUUGCGAUGUCCUAUCUUUUACGCUAGAAGAAAAAUGGAUUACUAUCAAGGGAUGAUAAAAAAAAUGAUAGACAAAUUGCAAUCUUGGAAGGGGAAGCUACUGUCGAUUGGAGGAAGAGCAGUUUUGAUUUCUCAUGUAAUACAAAGUAUGCCUAUUCAUCUGUUAUCAGCUGUAAAAGCACCUGCCUCUGUGAUCAACAAACUACAUAAACUGAUGGGAAGGUUCUUUUGGAGUAGUUCUAUUGAAGGAGGACAUAGGCAUUGGGCUUCAUGGGAUACUUUAUGCUUGCCAGUUGAAGAAGGUGGAGUAGGAUUUAGAUCACUUCAUGAUGUAUCUAAAGCCUUAUUCUGCAUGCUGUGGUGGAAUUUUCGAACAAAGCCAUCAUUGUGGAGUUCAUUCAUGAGUCAAAAAUACUGUAAGAAGUUGAAUCCAAUUGUAGUUCCUUGGAGAAAAGGAUCCCAUAUAUGGAGAAAAAUGCUGCAGUGUAGAGAUGAUAUAGAGCAUCAGAUUCUGUGGCAGCCUAAGAUGGGUUCUUCACUGUUUUGGUUUGAAAAUUGGACUGGACUGGGGGCAUUAUACUUUGUCACUCCACCUGAUUUCUUUUGUAAUGAAUCCAUUCAGAAUGUUAAUGAAGUAGUGCAGGGGGGAAGAUGGAUAAUGCAAUUAUUACCUGCAGAUUUGGCUACUCACAUUCUGCAGAACAUCAAGCCACCUGGGGAAAAUAUAGUGUUAGAUAGACCUUUCUGGAUGUUAGAGACAAGGGGCGAAUUUAGUGUGAGAUCUGCGUGGGAGUAUGUAAGGAGGAGAAAGGAACCAUGCAAUGCUUAUAAAAUGAUAUGGAUCAAAGGUUUGCCAUUUAAGGUUUCAUUCUUCAUGUGGAAGUAUUUCCUUCCUGCUGCUGGUAUUAAAGUUGAAGGUUUAACAUUCCAUCAAGCUAACGUGAAAUGUUGGACUGCCAAGGUGAUUCCCAGACUGCAACCAAUCAUUCAAGCACUACCAUCGAUUAUAGUAUGGGAGUUAUGGAAAAGGAGGAACUCGUACAAAUAUGGAGAUGCAGUUUCAAUGAAUAAGGUGAUAUAUCAGGUAUCUACCACUCUCCAACAUCUGGUAAAAUGUAGAAAACCUAGCUUACAGAAUGUCCCACACAAAUGGCCUGAUCUGAUUGAUAUGAUGGAGCAAUUUACACCUAAGUUGAAAUACACUAAAGUGAUGUGGGAAUAUCCUAACCAAGGCUGGGUGAAGGUCAAUACAGAUGCAACUUGUAGGGGCAAUCCUGGUAGGAGUUCGAUUGGUUUUGUGCUGAGAAAUGAGGAAGGGAAUGUAUUGUAUGCUUGUGGCAAGGAGAUGGAAGAAGGCACAAACACUGAAGCAGAGGUGCAAGCCAUUCUGGAAGCAUUGAGAUACUGUGUUACACAUGACUAUAUUCUCAUCGACUUGCAUACUGAUUCAAUGCUGGUCAAGAAUGUUAUCCUAGGGGAUUGGAACUCACCACGGUCUGUGGUGGUAUAUAUGGAGGAGAUUAAGGAGUUGAUGAAUAGAUGCAAUCUGAAGGUGUCUCAUACAUUAAGGGAGGGUAACCAAUUGGCUGAUCACAUUGCCAAUUAUGCUCUAGACACUGGUCCAAUGGAAUGUAAUGGUUUUGGAGAUUUAGACGUCCAAGGGAGGAAAAUAGUCAAUAGUGAUAAGCUGCAAUGUCCAUACUUAAGAGUAAAGGUUGCAAGAAAUUAG
Messenger RNA from Nicotiana attenuata, 2850 nucleotides. RefSeq lists its product as uncharacterized. The record is from RefSeq and is a predicted model, not a curated record. Gene Ontology annotation, molecular function: nucleic acid binding; RNA-DNA hybrid ribonuclease activity. Bases 1 to 2850 code for a protein of 949 amino acids. NCBI's taxonomy places the organism in Eukaryota, Viridiplantae, Streptophyta, Magnoliopsida, Solanales, Solanaceae. The transcript has 3 exons.